This is a messenger RNA of Brassica oleracea var. oleracea, 658 nucleotides long. RefSeq lists its product as uncharacterized. NCBI's taxonomy places the organism in Eukaryota, Viridiplantae, Streptophyta, Magnoliopsida, Brassicales, Brassicaceae. The record is from RefSeq and is a predicted model, not a curated record. Bases 117 to 500 code for a protein of 127 amino acids. The transcript has a single exon.
GUAGCUUCGCUGUUGACAGAAAGAAAAAGAAAUAAAAGGUGUUAACAAUAGAGUUCCCCUUCGAGAAAUUCAUUUCAGAUAUUUUUCUCUUCACCGGAUCUCGAGAUCAGCCAACGAUGGCCGCCGACGGAAUAUUCCGAUGCAUCUUCGAAGGCUGUAUCUCAGGUCUCGAUUCCGGCAUCGAGAGGCGUCCUUACCACAAAAACUGCGAUUGCGCGCUUCACGGGAAAAGUAAAAAUCAGCGGCGGAAGUCUUGCCGACGCCACGGAAGCUCGGAGAGCAUCUCGUUCCCGAUGCGGCGGUCAUGGAGCGAAGGCAACGUCCUGGCGAUGAAUUUCCCGUCUUCUUCUUCGAAUCUCCAGUCUCUUUCUUCGUCUUCUUCUCUCACAACUUUGGCAUCGCUGGCCGAUUCGCCGGUGGAUACUACUGCUGCGUUGGAGGAUCCGAGCAGAUCUCAUCAUCAGUUGGGAUGGACGAUUGCCGAAGGUGAAGAUGUUUGAAUGGCGGUUAUUUCCACAUCUAUGGUUGUUUUUAACUGCCAUUCUCCAUGGUUUGAUUUAAGUAUGUGAGCCUUGCUGUUUUCUCUUGUAUGAUGAUGACGACCACGAUUAUUCCCACAUUUUGCAUUCUUUUUAACUAGUUGAAUUCUUUUGCAAUA